This is a messenger RNA of Mauremys reevesii (Reeves's turtle), 789 nucleotides long. Its product is annotated as heat shock protein 30C-like. The transcript has a single exon. Gene Ontology annotation, biological process: response to heat; protein refolding. The coding region runs from base 96 to 782 and encodes 228 amino acids. Lineage: Eukaryota; Metazoa; Chordata; Testudines; Geoemydidae. Gene Ontology annotation, molecular function: protein folding chaperone. The record is from RefSeq and is a predicted model, not a curated record.
GUGAGCAGCAGCCAGGCAGGGAGCCGGGCAGAGGCAGCUCCAGCAGCAGCGUCUCAGCAGCUGAACUCGGACCAGCUCCUCCAGCCCCGCGCAGGAUGUUCCCGCUCCGAGUGUGGCAGUCGCGUGACUGUGGCCCCGUGUGGCUUCGCAGCAGAGCCCCAGCGUCCAGCCUCCUGGGGCCGGGUCCCCACAGCUUCUGGGACCAGCUGGUGUGGGACGUGCAGACGCAUCUGGACGAGAUGGAGCGAAUGAGACGCUCCCUCCUUCUGGCUUAUCCCCUUCUCUGCGGGGAGGGCGAGGGGAGCAGGACCCCGAGGCAGAGCAGCCAGUCCCUGGCUGAGGGUGCUGGGAAGGAGCCCGGGUCCCAGGCGCAGGGGAAGGAGACGUACCAGCUCUCCAUGGACGUGAGCGGCUUCUCCCCAGCUGAGCUGAUGGUGAGAGUGGACGGGAGGAAGCUGACGGUGACGGGGAAGCAUGAGAAGAAAACGGAGUCGGAGGCUGGAGUCUGCUCCCACGAAUACAGGGAGAUCCGCAGAGAAACUCUCCUGCCGGAAGACGUGAACGUGGAGGCCGUGCUCUGCUCCCUGUCCCAGGAUGGGCAGCUCUGCGUCGAGGCGCCACGUCUGGCCCUGCCAGCGGCACAAGGGAGAGACAUUCCCAUCAGCGUCUGCCAGGGGGUGAAGGCAGGAGAAGGAAACCUGCCCAUGGAGGGAAAGGAACCGGGGAGCAGCGAGAUGGAGACAGGAGGAGAGAGUGAGGAGACCAGCCCCAGAGAUUCCUGAAACCAGC